GAGAAGAGCGCAGUGGUAGCCACAGGAGCAAUCCACCAAACUGGCGUGGAGCAUCCAACAUUGGGCUGGGUUUGGUCCACAGCAGUCUCAAAGACAUGCAAAAAGUGGAAAGACGAAGAAUCAGCAGAGCACCUGACGCUCCAGAUGAAGAUGGUACCGAACCACUACCACUUCAAGAUCAGCAUGCUAUGAAUCGUUCUGUUGCUGAAUUCUUUGCAAGAAACGAACUUGCGGAAGUUCUCAGCGCACCGCAUGCAGUAUUUGCAGACGACGAAGAGCUGCCACAUCAUGACUGGUGGGGAUUUUUGAUGGAUCAGCGUGAGAAGCAGCACCUGUUCUACUUUCAUGCAAUUUUGAUGUAUGCGGGCGUGCGUGGUGGAUGCAUCCAUCCAGAGUCUGACUUGCUUGCCUCAUAUGACCUGGCAUCUUUUGUGCGCAGCUAUGAGGAGGAUUUAGUCAGAGCAUGGCCCCGGCAGGAAUUCAUUCAUGGUCGCUUGACGGGCUAUCACCAUUUUGUCCAUGCAGCUAUCUCUUUGGCGCGUAAAUAUUUUGGCGACAAGUGGCCAGUGGUAUCAUCGCCUACGUGGUCCAGAGACAGCAAACUUGCGAACAUCAAGAUUCCCAAGGAAGCAGUGGGACCUUUCGCGUUGAAAGCAUUGUGCCAGGGCGGAGUCGAUUCACUGGAUAUAUUGGAUAAACCAUCUCAUGAUAGCAGCAGUGGUGCUGGGAUAUCUGGACAGCAGACAGAGCAAAAUCCUGCAGAAGUGAGGACCAUCAGGAUCCAGCGAGAACCUGAAGAUGCUGAAGCUGCCAAGGCCCACCAGAAACGCAGGAUAUCUGACUCCAGUAGCUCCAAGGGAGAACCGGAUACUAGCCAGGAUGACCCUCCAAGCCAGAAAAAGAAAAAGAGGCGAGUCAAUCAGGAGGAGGAAUUUGCAAAGUCGAUCCUGCGGCAGAAAGGCUUGGACUUCAACAAUCAUUUCCAGGGUGAGCACAAAGGAUCUGGGCAUGGCUCUGAGCAUUGGAAGCUCUUUUUGAAAGGUGUCGCAGGACAAGCUGAUAUCACAUGUAGCAUUUGCCAGAGACUGAUCACGUCCUUUGGAAUCAACACUUCCGCUGAAACUCCCACCAAUGUACCGGAAGCUCCCAGUGAGACCGCACUGACAGCUUUACAAGACCAAGCCAGUGCUUCACAAGAUCCGGCAGCUUUGCAGAGUCUUGCUGUUGUGCAGCUCUCUGAAUCUCCACCAAAGAAGCGAAGUAGGGUAGGCCGUCCCCGCAAGAUUGAGCAGGACGUGGAUCAAUUCAACCUUGUUGAAUAUCUUCAGCAGAAACGACCAGGAAACGACAUGAGAGCAGUGGCAUGCACCAAGCAGCGCUAUCAGUACAUGGAGCUCAUUGAGACCUGGGCUGAGCGUAGUUUCUGGAUCGAUCUUGUCCAUGCAACUUUGCAAGGGAAUGCAUGCAGCCAGUUGCAGAUAGCUUCCAAGAUGGUGUCUCUCUUUCCAAUCCUGGACAAGAAUGAGCUUGAGAAGAUAUCCUACAGCGACGCAUUGAGACAUUGCAAGAACUUUUUCCUGAAUGUGCCCCGGAAGUCUAUGUGCCCAGCUCUUUUGCGCUUCUUGGAGUUGAACCUCAAUUAUUUGACGCCGGGCGUGGUUCGUGCAUAUGUGGAGGCUGUUGCAAACGGUGAUUUGACACACACCGAGCUCCGUGUCACGGAACUGGUGGCGCAGGGCCGGCUACGAGCAGAUCAGAUUACGCGGUUGCUGGUCCCCGCUCUCUUGGACAAGAGUGACAAGCUGGCUCGUGGCAAGGUGCGUCGCACUGGAAAUGCAGCACUUUGUGAAGCUGGUGUUCAGGAGAAGGGUCAAGCCAAUAGAGACCAGCUGGUUGAGGCAAUCAAAAACGCGAUUGACUGCCUGCAGAAUGUGGAAGGUAGCCGUUCAUUCAUGUUGAUCCGUGAUGAAACAGUGUACAGCAAGUCCUUCAACAUGCUGUAUGGACUCAGCGAGGACAUGCCUUGCGUGGUGGGAGGUGUCCAUCCCAGAUGUCCUCGACAUGCGCUCACGGGACGGGACGUACACAGCGAUCAAGAAGCAGCGCAUUUCUUGAACCCUCGGUAUCUCCAGACGUGUCGUUACGAUGACACCGGUGUGAACCUUCUGCAGUUCAUCAAUGCGCUGACAACCAGCGGCUGGCACAUUUCCACACUCUUGACGGCGGAGCAGAUUGCCAAGAAUGCACUCACAAGCUAUUUCCUUAUCCUGCUGUGGAUCAAGGUCAGGCAGGUCAGUCCACUCCCCUUCCCCAGGUAUUUGCUGCUAGUUGCUCUUAUUGGACAUGUGCACCUGUGGGCAUCAGCAGAAUAUGACAGUUGGCGUAUCUUGCUUGUGCCCACAGGACCUGUGGAUUUCAAAUUCCAGCAGUGUGCAACUGCUGACCAAUUCGUCCGCAGUUGCACACUGCUGGAAUUUGGAUAUCAAAUUGGCAUUAAUGCAAGCAUGGGUGCAGUGAACUGGCUGGAAUUGUCAGCCACAUCACCUACUCUGGAAUCCAAACUCAGCCGCCGUUGGGGGCUGAGUUUGGAUUCCAGAGUAGGCGCCAAUGCCACAUUCGUAUGGGUGCAGUGGGUCCUGGCAGAAUCUCUGCCAGAAGCCACUGGGCCCAUGGCUCACAUCGAAAUCCACCACCAGAUUCAUCCCAAACCUUGGUAUGAAUCCAUUGGCUCCUUCAGGGCCCAGGCUGGAACCCUGUGUUUUCGCCAAUGCGACAUUCGUAUGGAUCCAUUGGCUCCAGCGUCUCGGUCGACUGAGACGCCUGCCACUGCUGGAGGGAACAGCAUCCGUUCAAAUUCCAUCAUGGGUGAAGUUGCUAUGGACAAGACCUUGCAAAGCGAAUCGCUCGACGAGAUUUUGCGGAGCAGCUGCACCCAUGCUGAGAUUUCAAUGAAACGGCGGCAGCCACUGCAGGCGGAACCGUUGUCUCAACAGUUCCACCUGCAGUGGCAGCCACAGGCUGCCAAAUGUGAGUACAAGCGGCGACGCUGUCCACUCAAGGUUUGCGGGUGGGACAUUUGCCAAGUGUCUCGCUUCAUGAAGCAGUAUAUCAAGGGCAAGGCCAUCAGCAUUUUUCCAUCAGAUGGUUAUUUGGGACACUUUGCAGACAGAGGAGCAAAUGGUUUGCACUACAUUGUGCAUCACCCGGAUGUGGAGUACAGAGUAGCCAAGCAAGAGCACAUCAUGAUUGUCAGGGACAAGCUCGGCGGUGAUUGCAUUCAGAUACGUAGCACAGAUUGUUCGAAUGACAAUGCUGGUGGCAGAACCUUCAUUGUGUAUUUUUUCACUCAGUUGUGGAAGUGGAAGGAAGGCUGCAGAAAGGAGCUUCCACUACGAGAGGAUGAUGCUCCAGGAGUAGUUGACCAAGUGCUUGAAAUGGAUGCGGACCAUGACUGCAUUUUUACGCACCGAUAUGCUGGUGAUGAGAAGUGUACAAUUUCAACCUCGGCAGAUGGAUUACCUACGUUGACCACAAAGUCAGAUGACGGCAUGGUGAACAUCAGAAACAUCAAGGACAUAUUUCAUGAGUUGACCAAACAGAAUCCAACCUCUGCAGGAGCGCGGAAAGGUGGAGGAGGCACAGGAACUUCUGCGUUUGGCCGGCCGAACUGCUCUGUGAAGGCCCAACAUCUUGUCAUAGCCUCAGGGCAUAGCAUCUCAGAUGACCAUGACUUGAACUGUCCCACGGGCAUCCUUUGGGACCAGGAGCUUGGCCAAGACAUGACAGCUGAGGAAGGCAAAUCUGUUGAGAAGAAGAACAGGUUGGGCCGUGGGCUCAAAGUUGAGUCGAGGUCGAACAGCAAAGAAGAAAACGGCCUGAUGUGCCGGACGGAGCUCCACAAUGCCGUCUGCCGGGGUGACGAAACGUGCGUCCAGCAGCUGCUGCAAAAUCGCGCAGCUGUCGAUGCCAAUGACGGAAGCGGCCGGACACCACUCCACUUGGCCAGCGAUGCUGCCAGUGAGGUCGGAGUCAAACUCAUCGAGCUGCUGCUGGAGGCCAGGGCCACGACUGAUGCCACAGACCUCAGCGGUCUCACUCCCUUGAAUUUGGAGUGCGACUCCAAAUACGCGGAAGCGGUGGCAGUUCUGCAGAGUGCUGAGGGCUCAUCAAGAGUUCCAGAAGGGAUGGCCGAGGAUUACGGCGGGACAGAGGAUCAGUUGAACACACAGCGCGCAGAGCUCUCGGACUACUUCGCCAAGAGGUACUUGGCCGGCGAGCUCUACGAUGGUAGCUGCUAUUCCAACAGCUAUGUAGGGGAACUCGGGACCUACAAAUACGAAGCUUCCGAUGGAGAUGUGAUGGUUUGGCAGCAUGCCUUCGACUUGCGAGCAUUUGGCUUGAAAGGCGAAGAAGUGGUCACUUUGUACCACUACACCGACGAAAAGGCCUUCCGCAACGUCGGAAACUUGGAGCAGACGGCCGCGCAGCUCUUUGCGUCCCUGGUGGACGAGCGCGCUCACUUCGGCAAGGGCCUGUAUGCCACGCAGCACGAGCCUGCCGCUGCUCGGCUGAAAUGUGAUGCGGAACGCCCGACCCCGGAAGAGGCUCAAAAAGGGAUGCCCAGUGGGGCAACGGCAGAGAGGCCAGACAUGGCAGUGAAGACGGUGAAAGAUUCAGCUGGCCAGGAUGGGGAAGUGCAGCAUGCAGCGGCCGAAGCGGAUUCCAUCCUGGACCUUCAGCAGCUUCGGCUGCGGAUGCUCCGCGCCAGCGCGGGCGAGGACGUGUUGAUGGCAGACUGCAUGUUCGAGCUGGCGCGGAGGCUGGACGGCCGCGCCCGGUAUGAUAGUAUGGAGAAGCGGAAGAGCUGUACAGAGAGUGCUUGCGAAUCCGCCUGGAUCUCAGCUUCCCAAGGAGCUACGGUCAUCGCUUUGGUUUUGC
Molecule: messenger RNA, 4938 nt
Organism: Cladocopium goreaui
Lineage: Eukaryota; Dinophyceae; Suessiales; Symbiodiniaceae
Source: the annotation of a GenBank genome assembly